Molecule: messenger RNA, 963 nt
Organism: Aspergillus lentulus
Lineage: Eukaryota; Fungi; Ascomycota; Eurotiomycetes; Eurotiales; Aspergillaceae
Source: RefSeq, a predicted model, not a curated record
AUGCUUUUGCUUGAUUAUCAGAACGUUCUCAUUCAGAACCUCCUGACGGAGCGGUUCUCCGGAGGUGCGCCGGUUUCAAUUGACCAAGUUGUCUCUGACUUUGACGGAGUGACGUUCCACCUGUCGACGCCAGAAUCGAAGACCAAGAUCCUUAUCUCCAUCCACGUGAAAUGCUUCAAAGAGCUGGUUCAAUACGGUGCCCAGGAGGUACUGCAAAGAGAAUAUGGUCCUUACAUCGUCACACCAGAGCCUGGCUAUGACUUCUCGGUACAGAUUGACUUGGAGAACCUGCCCGCAGAGCAGGAAGCUCGGGACGAGCUUAUCAUGCGGCUUGCGUUGCUGAAGCGUAACGCCAUGGCUGCUCCGUUUGAAAGGGCAUUCGACGAAUUCGCGAAGUUGUCAGAGGAGGCAUCCAGGUACACGUCGGAGUCCGCACCCCAGGGAGUCAAGGAAGGUGGGGAGUUGAUGGCAAUUCAUUACCGGGAAGAGGAAGCGAUCUACAUCAAGGCCAGUCAUGACCGGGUCACAGUGAUCUUUAGCACUGUUUUCCGCGAAGAGACGGAUCGUAUCUUUGGCAAGGUCUUCUUACAGGAGUUUGUCGACGCGAGAAGACGAGUGGUGACGUUGCAAAAUGCGCCCCAAGUGCUCUUCCGCAGCGACCCUCCGCUGGAGCUUCAGGGGGUCCCCGGUCUGCAGACAGCUGGGGACGGUAAAAUGAGUUAUGUCACUUUCGUCCUUUUCCCUCGACACCUGACUCCUCAACGACGCUACGAAAAUAUCUCUCACAUCCAAACCUUCCGUGACUAUUUCCAUUACCACAUCAAGGCGUCCAAGGCAUAUAUCCACACUAGAAUGCGUAAGAGGACAGCAGACUUCCUCCAAGUCCUCAACAGAGCUCGACCUGAAAACGAGGAGCGGGAGCGAAAGACGGCCAGCGGUCGUACGUUCAGGGUUCAUGGAUAG